UAGUGAGUGGGUCAUAUUUGGGAAGUUGCCAAAAGUGAAAACAAACACACACCGGUGUACAUCUUCCCAGGUUGCACAGAAAAAAAACAAAAAGACAAGAGCUCACUCGGAAACUCCAGACACCCACCUAAAACAUACAAACUCUUCCCAUACAAAAAACAUUCGUCUUUCUCUCUCUCUCUCUCUCUCUCUGUGUCUCUCUGCAUGCAGCCAUGAGAGUCCUCGCUGUCUCCAAACUGCCUCUCCUCCUCAAGCCCUUCGUCCUCUCCCUCCUCCUCUCCCUCUCCGUCUUCCUCCUCCUCGCCUCCCAGACCCCACUCCACCGCCGCCCCGCCGCCGCCCAGGAGCCCCCGCCCGCCUCCUCCGGCGGCGGCGGCAUCCGAAUCCGCCCCGGGUACACCUCCUACGAAGCCUACAUCCAGCACCAGCUCAACAAGACGCUCAACCCCAACCUCCGCAAGAUCUGGACCACCCGCGACUGGGACCGCAAGGUCCGCGUCUUCGCCCGCUUCUUCGAGAGCCUGAAGAGCAGGGGCCUCCUCUCCGCGUCCUCGAGAUCGCUCUCCAUCGGGGCGAGGGUGGGGCAGGAGGUGGCGGCGCUGAAGCUGGUCGGCGUCAACGACUCGAUCGGGAUCGAUCUGGUGCCUCGCCCCCCGCUGGUGAUCGAGGGCGACUUCCACGACCAGCCCUUCCCCAACGCCACGUUCGACUUCGAGUUCUCGAACGUGUUCGACCACGCGCUGUACCCGUGGAAGUUCGUCGGGGAGGUCGAGCGGACGCUGAAGCCCGGUGGGAUCUGCGUGCUCCACGUGACGGUCAAGCACCGGACGGACAAGUACUCGGCCAACGACCUGUACAGCCUGGAUCCGCUGGUGGAGAUGUUCAGGGAGUCGGAGCUGGUGGAGACGAAGACCAUCGACGGGUUUGGCCUCGACACUGAGGUCGUCUUCAGGAAGAAGACGAAGAAGAAGCAGCAGCAAAAUCGCAGGUCAUGAAUCAUUCUUUACACUUACACGCUCAUUCGUUCCUUUUUCCAU
Molecule: messenger RNA, 1037 nt
Organism: Syzygium oleosum
Lineage: Eukaryota; Viridiplantae; Streptophyta; Magnoliopsida; Myrtales; Myrtaceae
Exons: 1
Coding region: 213-995 (260 amino acids)
Molecular function (GO): S-adenosylmethionine-dependent methyltransferase activity
Source: RefSeq, a predicted model, not a curated record